UCCGUCUCUACAUUUUAUUUAUUCUAUAUAAAUGUUCUCUAUGUAGCUUUGCUUUCUUGCUUGCUUGCAUUGGUGGUGUUCUUUUUUCUUUCUUCUGAUCAAAGAAAGCAAACCCAUAUCGGAAUUUGAUGUGCCGGUGCCGGAAAAGCUUAUAAUAUUGCAGAAUGAGCUGUAAUGGGUGUAGAAUUCUUCGUAAAGGGUGCAGCGAGGAUUGCAUUCUCCGACAAUCCUUGCAAUCGAUAGAUAAUCCUCAAUCACAAGCUAAUGCCACUGUCUUCGUCGCUAAAUUCUUUGGCCGUGCCGGCCUCAUGUCCUUCAUUUCCUCCGUUCCUCAAAACCAGCGUCCUUCAUUGUUUCAGUCUCUUCUCUUUGAGGCGGUGGGUAGAACUGUAAAUCCAGUAAGUGGAGCUGUCGGGCUUCUCUGGACUGGAAACUGGCACAUAUGCCAGGCUGCGGUGAUGACGGUGCUACGCGGCGGCACGAUAGAACCUGUAUUAGAAUUUGAAGGCGGAAUAUUAGCACCGGACUACGGUAACUUGUCAGAAUGUGCUAGUUUUAGUCCAAAAGCAAAUGUGGAUUCAGUUUCAAAGGCAACAGCAACAUUAAAGAGGACAAGAUCUGAUUUUGAUAAAGAAGAGGCUAAAUGUGGGCUAACUAGUAAUCUUGAUCUUUGCUUGAUGUACUCGGAAGAGAAGCCGCGGGCGGUGUCGUCGUCGGAGGAGUCUGAAACGACAACGUUGGGAAGUUCGGGAACUUAUUGUAGGAGUAGUUUACAAGGAGGUGAAAGAAAGCUCUUGACAUUGUUUAUUUGAGCUGUUUUUUUUUAUUAUUAUUAUUUGUUUUAUUUUUGUUUUUCUAUAGAAUUGCUGUUCUCACUUUAUUGUAUACUAAAAAAUGUAACUCGAUUUGAGAUUAUUGGAAGAAAUUUAAUCUAAUUUCUUAUUUAGAUA
This is a messenger RNA of Jatropha curcas, 950 nucleotides long. Its product is annotated as LOB domain-containing protein 39. The record is from RefSeq and is a predicted model, not a curated record. Lineage: Eukaryota; Viridiplantae; Streptophyta; Magnoliopsida; Malpighiales; Euphorbiaceae. Gene Ontology annotation, biological process: regulation of gene expression.